CCGAGGCGCAGGCGUGAGCCGAGUGCCGUCUGCACCUGCAGCCGCGCACCCGUCACCAGGACACAAGUCUCCGUCACCGUCACCAGCACCCUCUGCUCUGCACUCUGCUCGUGCUGGCCGACCCCCAGCGCCGCUCUCGCGGGCCGGAUUUUUGCGCUCGCCCGUACUCGGUGACGAGCCCUAAAUCAUUUCAGCUACGCACCUGAGGAAAAAACAGCUCCUUACAUACCACUACGACUACAAGAACUGCGGCGUGGGACUAAAGGUCAGAACAGCAUUCUGGAUUACCUGAAGCUGACGCUUCGGCCGGUGACUGGUGCGAGGUGCCGCUUGCGCUGCCUGGUGGGCGUGGAGCAAGCGAGGCGAGAACUUGCCGGCAGCGACCUGCCGUACUGCCCGCCCGUCCGCAUCCGCACCCAAGGAGGAGCGCUCCGCACGGCUGUUCAGUUUGCACGCAACGACAUUUAACUCCCAGCCGUGGUCGCUUCUGUACACUGACGACUGUCAGUACCAACAGCAGCUACAUCACUCAAGGUUUAGCGGAGGUAUGAGGGAGUCGCAGUGAGGGGCGCGCCCGACGCCGCCGGCCAUGGAAGCCGCGUCGCCGCAGGUGGGCAGGCGCGUGCUGCGCUCCCGCAGGAACAGGAGGGCGUGCACUUCGGGCGCUGAGCAGCGGCUGGCGAAGCGGCUGUUCACGGCGGACAUCAAGCAGCAGCUGAAGCGUUGGCUUCUGCGCCGCCGGGACAACCCGUACCCCAGCCGCGAGGAGAAGCGGGCGCUCGCCCUGCAGACGGGACUCACCUACACACAGAUCUGCAAUUGGUUUGCCAACUGGAGAAGGAAGUUGAAGAAUGCAGGCUGUGGAACGGAACACCACUGCACAUGGACAUCACUCAUCAAAAAUUACAGCAGGAAGACACAAGGCAACAUCGAGAGAUUCAGCAUCGCCUCAGAUGACAGUAUCUGGGAUGAAUGUGACACUGUCGAUACUGAGCAAGAUGGUGAAGUAGAGGUCUCAGAUGGAUUACCUGCACUAUCUUAUGUUGCUAACGCAACAGCAAUGGAUCACAGUUACUCAGCACUGCACCGUGACCACCAGCUCCCUGCAGUCGAAAUGCCAUAUGUCAUGGAUGCCUCCAGUGUACACCACCAGUCAUGCAACGUCACCUCACCUCCUACCGAUUCUCACAUGUCUGAUCUCAGAACGUUACCACCAAGGAACAAGUACAAAAGUCACAUGAUGCACAAAUUCCUCAAUGACAGCAGGCGGAGUGAAAACAGUGAUCAACUUGUCCAAAUCAUUGACAUGGAAACAGGAUUGCCUCCAAAAGCGGACACGUGCCUCAGAGAUAAAUGGCUUGAAAGUGCUCAAAAAUUCCAACCUAGUAAUAGUUUUGUGACAUGGUCAGCCAGAAACAUAACAUGGAAAGCAGUGGCGAAUCAAGACUACAGGAAGGCUCACAGGCUGAAUGUCCCAGCGCUACAAGCAGAAGAGCCUGUGUUAUCAACAGCUGGACACCACCGAGAGGAGCUCGAUGCUGCUUUAGCACUUACCUGCCUCUCUCAAACACAGCAUUGAAGUCUCUGAUCCUGCUUCAGCUGCAUAAUAUAUGAUCUCUUAACAGUUGUAGUCUGAUGUUCAGAUUGCCUACUGUGAUAUUUGCUACACUCUUACAUAAACAUCUUUAUCUGGAAAGAAAAGAUUGAAUCACUCAUCAUACAUUUGGGCUUGCAUUGAUAACCAAUAAGUUCCAUACAUAAACAAAGAUUGUAUGCACAUUUCAAGAUUUUUUCUUGUUACUUGAAACUAUAAAGUAAAAAGCAAAAUACACAAACAGUUCCUGUUGUAGACAGACGUUUA
Messenger RNA from Schistocerca piceifrons (Central American locust), 1861 nucleotides. RefSeq names its product homeobox protein Mohawk. Gene Ontology annotation, biological process: muscle organ development; cell development; regulation of transcription by RNA polymerase II. Gene Ontology annotation, cellular component: nucleus. The record is from RefSeq and is a predicted model, not a curated record. Bases 590 to 1579 code for a protein of 329 amino acids. Lineage: Eukaryota; Metazoa; Arthropoda; Insecta; Orthoptera; Acrididae. Gene Ontology annotation, molecular function: RNA polymerase II cis-regulatory region sequence-specific DNA binding; DNA-binding transcription factor activity, RNA polymerase II-specific. The transcript has 7 exons.